AUGGUGGACAAGUUUCUAACCGUGCCACCGUUUGAGUGUGCGUGGCGAGAGGAUUUAAAAUUCCAGGAAGCAGGUAGGGGAUGCGUGGCUUUCGAUGCAUUUGCCUGCAACGACGUGACAUUGGUUUUUAGGGAGAAUGUGGGAAGCCAAGGGUACCACUACAAAAGAGAUACUAGUCCUCAUUACACGAUCAUAUUGGGGAGUCAUAGGAAUCGACGUCUUAGAAUCGAGGUCAACGGUAAAACUGUUGUUGACCAGCCCGGGGUUGGUCUCUGUUGUUCCAACUCAUUUCAGAGUUAUUGGAUCAGUAUCUACGACGGUUUCAUCAGCAUAGGUAAUGGGAAAUACCCUUUCCAGGAUCUUGUUUUCCAGUGGGCUGAUUCCAAUCCUAAUUGUAAUGUUCAGUAUAUUGGUCUCAGUAGUUGGGAUAAACAUGUUAAGUAUAGAAACGUUUAUGUCCUCUCGUUAACGCACUCUCUCCUGCCGUUAUCUAAGCGCAUGUUUUUCGCUGAUUAUCAAUUUGAGGAUCAUCAUGUUGCUUACAAACACUUCCAUAUGGACAUUCACAAAUGGGGCCUCAACAAUUUUCUGGAGAGUUGGGAUUUGUCUGAUAUGAUUUUCAUCGUUGGUCACGCGGAAAGACCUGUUCCUGCUCACAAGGCUAUUUUAGCUGCUUCUGGAAACUUCAAUUUCUGCUCCUCCUUUGUCAUCACACUGCCCAAUGUUUCUUAUCCACUUCUCCAUGCAUUGCUUCACUACAUCUACACUGGCUGGACCGAGAUUCCACAUGAACAACUCGAUUUAUUGAGGGCUUUAAGUCUACAUUUUCAAGUGAUGCCACUGGUGAAGCAAUGUGAAGAGGUUAUGGAACGGUUUAAGGUAGAUAACAAGCUGUUUGACACGGGUAAGAAUGUGGAGUUAAUGUAUCCGUGUAUUGGACCUCAUCGUUCAACAUUACCUUCGCUUCCCGUCAGCAUUCAGAGACUGGGGCAGUUAAAACUAUCGGGCCAGUACAGCGACGUAGACAUCUUUAUUGAGAGUUACGGGUUUGUUGCAAGAGUACACAGAAUUGUUCUCAGCUUAUGGAGUAUCCCCUUUGCUAAGAUGUUUACAAACGGAAUGAGUGAAAGCAUGUCAUCAGAGGUUACUUUACGGGAUGUGCAGCCAGAAGCUUUCAAGGCUAUGCUUGACUUUUUAUAUGAUGGGCAAUUGAAUGAGGAAGUUAUUGAUUCUGGUUCUUUGUUACUCCAACUCCUCCUAUUGGCUGAUCGAUUCGGAGUGACAUUUCUUCACCAAGAAUGCUGCAAAAUGCUUUUAGAAGGCCUCUCACAGGACUCUGUAUGUCCACUCCUCCAUGUGGUUUCUUCAAUCCCAUCGUGUACACUUGUUAAAGAAACACUGCAGAGGAGAAUCUCCAUGAACUUUGACUAUUUUAUCAGUGCCAGUACUGACUUUGUUUUGUUAGACGAUACAACUUUCUUCAACAUCAUUAAGCAUCCAGAUCUGACGGUAACAUCUGAAGAGAAAGUUCUUAAUGCAAUCUUAAUGUUUGGCACGGAUGCGAAAGAGUUAUUUGGAUGGGAAGUGGUGGAUCAGUUAAUAAUAAAUUCAAAACCUGAAGUCCUUUUUGGGGAGAGGCUUCAGUUAGUUUAUGACUUGCUAUCAUUUGUGCGAUUUCCGCUACUACAACAUUCCUUACUCGACAAGUUGCAGAAUAGCAACAUUGUCAGACAUAUUCCUGUUCUACAAAGUCUCGUUCAUGAGGCAAUAAAUUUUGUUGAACAUAGGCUGGGAAGGCCGGAAUAUGAAAUUAAUGCUAGAUUCCAACAUAGACGGUCUAGUUACAGGGAGCUCCAGUAUAUUUGUGAUGGGGAUGACCAUGGAGUUAUGUACUUUGCAGGCACGUCAUAUGGUGAACACCAGUGGGUUAAUCCUCUUUUGGCAAAGCCAAAGAAAAUUACCAUCACAGCCAGCAGUCCCCACUCAAGAUACACAGAUCCCAAGGUUUUGGUCUCAAGAACUUACCAGGGAACGUGUUUCACCGGGCCUCGUUUGGAAAAUGGACAUAACUGUUCCUGGUGGAUGGUUGAUCUUGGACAAGAUCAUCAGCUUAUGUGCAACUACUAUACCAUGAGGCAGGAUGGCUCCAAGGCCUUUCCGAGAUAUUGGAAUAUUCAGGGUUCGGCGGACGGAAAGAGCUGGCGAGACUUGAGGGUCCAUGAAAAUGACAGGACAACAUGCAAACCUGGUCAGUUUGCAUCUUGGCCUAUAGUUGCUCCCAAUGCUUUGCUUCCCUUUAGGUAUUUCCGGGUUGUUCUCACAGGACCCACCACUGAUACUACUAAUCCUUGGAACUUCUGUAUUUGUUACUUGGAACUUUAUGGCUACUUUCUCUAA
This is a messenger RNA of Vicia faba (fava bean), 2397 nucleotides long. The record is from the annotation of a GenBank genome assembly. NCBI's taxonomy places the organism in Eukaryota, Viridiplantae, Streptophyta, Magnoliopsida, Fabales, Fabaceae.